UGUUUAGUGGCCGUGCAUGCUCAGCACACCAGGACUCUACAUGGCCAACGCCAGUCCGUGCAUGUCCGCAGGGUCCAUGGUCCCGGUCUUCUUCCCUACAGGGGCCGACUCCCUGUCCAUAGGCACCUUCAUGCAGCCGGGAACCGCCAACACUAUGCCGGCCAUGUCUGCUCAGACGGGCUUUCCCGUCAUGGACUUUGGGCUGAUGCAGGCAGCCGGAGGGACUGUGGUGCCUUCGCUGCCUCCAACUCCGUCCGGGGUCUCUUUUAUGAUCCAGAUCGGCCUGACAAGAGAGUCGGUCCUGAUGCCUCAGACCGCCGACCUGGCCUACGUCAAACAGAUGGCCUGCUCCAUCGUGGACACCAAGUUUCCAGAAUGUGGCUUCUACGGCAUCUACGAUAAGAUCCUGCUGUUCAAGCACGACGUCUCAACCAACAACAUUCUGCAGCUGGUCAAAUCGGCCAGUGACAUUCAGGAGGGAGACCUGGUGGAGGUGGUGCUUUCAGCUGCAGCCACUUUUGAGGACUUCCAGAUCCGGCCCCAUGCCCUCAAUGUGCACUCAUAUCGGGCCCCGGCUUUCUGCGAUCACUGUGGAGAGAUGCUGUUUGGACUGGUCCGACAAGGGCUCAAGUGUGACGGAUGUGGACUGAAUUACCAUAAACGCUGCGCGUUCAGCAUCCCAAAUAACUGCAGUGGAGCUCGGAAGCGCCGACUGUCCACCACCUCGCUGAGCAGCAGCCAGUCACUACGUCUGUCCACCACGGAGUCGGUGUACAGCAUCGGGACGGCCUCCACCUGCACCGAGGACUCUGGUCUGGUUCGCUCUCACACGCAAAUGGUACUGAAGCGACACAGCUCUUGGUCUUCAGUGACCCAUCUCCAUCUAACCAAGCAUGUUCUGAAUGCUCUCCAGCCUCGGACCCCGAGCGACGCCAGGCGGUUCUACCCGUGUCGACCGGUUCACCUGGACAAGAUGCUCAUGAGCAAAGUGAAGGUGCCUCACACCUUUGCCAUCCACUCCUACACUCGGCCCACGGUGUGUCAGUACUGCAAGAGGCUCCUGCGAGGGAUCUUCAGACAAGGCCUGCAGUGCAAAGACUGCAAAUUCAACUGCCAUAAACGCUGUGCGUAUAAGGUUCCCAACGACUGCCUGGGUGAGACCAUCGGAGAGAACAGAAGCAACAGUGACUUGUCCAGUCCCAGCACGGACCCCGAGGUGCCCAUGGACUUCAACAGUGAUUAUGACACCUUGGACAAGUCGUCUAUGGAUGAUUCGGACGAGGCCAUCAGCAUCCCCGGGUCCUUCUCCCCAGACAGCGGCCAGGAUGGAGCCAGCGGAGACCAGAGCGCCAACAUCCCUCUGAUGCGUGUGGUGCAGUCGGUGAGGCAGGUGACGCGGCGCUCCAGCACUGCCAUCAAGGAAGGAUGGAUGGUUCACUACAGUAAUAAGGACACACUGAGAAAGAGGCACUACUGGCGUCUGGACUGCAAGUGCAUCACCCUGUUCCAGAACAACACGUCCAACAAAUAUUACAAGGCGAUUCCACUCUCAGAAAUCCUAGAGGUACGGCCUGCUGGAAACUUCACUCUGGUCCCCGCUGGCACAAACCCCCACUGUUUCGAGAUCAUUACAGGCACCAUGUGCUACUUUGUGGGUGAAGACCCCAAUACCCCCCUCCAUGUGCCCCCCAGUAACCCACAGACUGUCCCUGAGACGCCCCCCUCCCCAAGCCAAGUGGCACCCAACAGCGGCAUUGGCCGCGAAGUUGCCAAGGGGUGGGAGAGCGCCAUUCGCCAGGCACUCAUGCCUGUCAUUUUCCAAGAUGCUCCGCCAGCGGAGGGAAACACAACUCACAGACAAGCUUCAGUCAGCAUUUCUGUGUCCAACAGUCAAAUACAAGAGAAUGUGGACAUCGGCAUGGUGUACCAGAUAUUUGCAGACGAAGUUCUAGGAUCUGGACAGUUUGGUGUGGUGUAUGGAGGGAAGCACAGGAAGUCAGGGAGAGACGUAGCGGUCAAAGUCAUAGACAAGCUUCGUUUCCCCACCAAACAGGAGAGUCAGCUGAGGAACGAGGUGGCCAUUCUGCAAAGCUUGCGUCACUUGGGGAUUGUGAACCUGGAGUGUAUGUUUGAGACCCCGGAGAAAGUCUUUGUUGUGAUGGAGAAGUUACACGGCGACAUGCUGGAGAUGAUUCUGUCCAGUGAGAAGGGCAGACUCCCUGAGAGGCUCACCAAGUUCCUUAUCACACAGAUUCUUGCAGCCCUCAGACACCUGCACUUUAAGAACAUUGUCCACUGUGAUUUAAAGCCGGAGAACGUGCUGCUGGCCUCGGCUGACCCCUUUCCCCAGGUGAAACUGUGCGACUUUGGUUUCGCACGCAUCAUCGGAGAGAAGUCUUUCCGUCGCUCGGUGGUGGGCACCCCAGCCUACCUGGCCCCCGAGGUCCUCCUCAACCAGGGCUACAACCGGUCUCUGGACAUGUGGUCGGUGGGGGUCAUCAUGUACGUCAGCCUGAGCGGGACGUUCCCCUUCAAUGAGGACGAAGAUAUCAACGACCAGAUACACAACGCUGACUUCAUGUACCCCCCGAACCCGUGGAAGCAGAUCUCCUGUGAUGCGAUCGACCUGAUCAACAACCUGCUGCAAGUCAAGAUGAGGAAACGCUACAGUGUGGACAAGAGUCUGAGCCACUCGUAUUUACAGGACUACCAGACGUGGCUGGACCUGCGGGAGCUGGAGAUGAAGCUGGGAGAGCGCUACAUCACCCACGAGAGCGACGACAGCCGCUGGCAAAUGUUCGCCCAGGAGUACACUCUGCCGUACCCCGCCCACCUGGUGGCGCCGCCGCCUGCUCCAGGCUCGGACGAGGAGGAGGGAGGGGAGGACGCAGACGUGCAGGGUCUCACCGAGAGGGUCAGCAUCCUCUGACCUCUCCAGAAGGACAGGGGGAGGAGCUACAUCAGGUUCAUUUGAAAGCAUCACAUCUGGUCUGCAUUUUCUCUCUGCAUUUACAGUAGGUUCAGUACGUCCUGUAUUCUUUAGAUGAAAGACACUACAGCUGAAAAAGAGAAGGCAGGUCUUUGGACUCUUGGAUUUGGAUCAGGGAGUGAGGUCUCACCCAUAGAGCUGCUGCUCCACACCACCUAUGCAAGACAAAGUGGUUCAGGUUCCCACCAACAAUCGGAUGAAGAGGUCUUCUUGGUAAAACUAAUGAAACUCUACAGACAGUAGAUUGAGGUGCUAAAACAGUGAGAGUCCUGGUCCGGUUGCAGUCCACUGUCCUAGUGAGGCCGUCUGUUAUGAUGACGUGAGACGCUGCAUUCAGGCUGGUGGUCGUGAGUCCGGCCUGCGCUCUAACUUCAGGUCUCAGCCUUGUCACUCAGUACAUUACACCAGGGGAGUUCAUCGGCGUGAACGUGCCUUUCGCCGCUGACCAGUCAAGGCUACGUCCUCAGGUCGGCGAGAUUGCUGAAAUCACUUUUUCUAGCUUCUUAAGAGCGUAGUGAAGCCAACAGGGACCGCUGAGCUCAAGUGUCCUUUGCUGCAACACAGCAUUUCUUCUCCCAACAUCAGUGCAUCUCACCACCGCAGAUGCGUGGCAGGUUCCGACAGCGGGAGGCGCACAUGCUCAUAUCGAACACUCCUGCUGCAGCCACAGCACCCGUCAUGUUGUCAGGGUUUUAACAUUGUCUUGGUGGGUCUAGAAAAAACAUCUCGGUUUGGGCAUGCCUUCAGUUAUUGACAUUUUUUAUUCAAUAAACACAUUUCAAGUUCUUCUGGGCACAGACGUCGAUGGGGCCCAUGUUUUGACUCCAGCAAUCGACACAAUUGAGGCUACAGUCUGUCAAACCCAAACACAGAGGAGGCAAAACUCAUCUUUAAUUCGGAAUAAAACAGUUUCAACUCUUCUUAAAUACAGCAGGCGAGUCGCAGUUGCAGUGCAUUAUGAGUCUAUACUCAACAUUACGUUACGAUCCGGAUACAGACGGAUCCUUCUGCCUGAGCUCUGCGUUCAUUUCCUCCAUAUUUCUCAUAUGUUUCCACAAAUAGAGCAGUACCACCGGAAACCAUGGGGGGCAGUGUUGCUGUUACUACCCGAUGCGUAGCUAUAAUGAGACACGAAGAAGUGUUAACAAUGGUGGAAAUUCUCUGUGGCAGCCUCACCAACCUCCGCCUCUGUUCCCUCUUCUGUGCCAGAGCUACAUGAUGAGUUGCUAGUUUGUUGCUGUCAUAAACUUGUGACUCUGGGCUGCUCCCCCUGGUGGACAUGUUGGUGAACAGCGUUACCAACGUAAAGAAGACAUGGAAGCGUGUGAUCAGUGACAUGGUUUGACUCCGCGAUGAUGUGAUGACACGACAAUCCUUUCAGCGCUGAAGAUGGAAACACGUGUCCGAACCACACCAAUAAUCACUCGACGGUUUGAAUCUUCUUGGAGUUUCAUGCUGCGAUACGUGAUGGGCUGAACUCACCUCAGCUCUGAGGGCAAACACACCCAAAUGACCUGAAGCUCCUUUGGACCAGUUUCCCUCACAGAUCUGGACAUUCUCACCCCCUACAUUCAUCACCUGAAUAUCUGUUACUGGUGACAAAACUCUAAGUCAGCAGGAGCCCAGAUGCUCCUGGAGCCUCUCCCUCCAUCUUGGCUCGUGCGUUCCACCGUGGCUGACCUCCUUUCACGUCCGUGACGUUGCAUGUUUCUGUGAAGUUGGUUUACUCGCUUUAACUCAACCCAUGUGUAACCUGAAGCCCAUGUAGUGUCAAACUCUGUUACUUUGUAACUUAAUAAACAUCUCCUUUUUGUCUCCAGUCUUCAUUCCUCGAGCCCAGAGAGACAUUAUCACGAGUCAACAAAGACCACCGUGAGCCAGUCUGUUGAAAGGAAGGAAGUCAGCCGCUGCCACCUCGGCAGCAGGAGACAGCAGUAACCGCAGCAAUUACCGGAUCUGCCCCUCCAAGUCUAAUGGACCGUAAGUCCCCUCCAUUAUGAAGGCACGUGGACGGGUCCAGAUAUCAUGGUUAAUGUCCCUGCCGCUCACUUCAGGAGUCCAUUUCUCAGCAGGCCUUCACCAAACAAGAUGGCUGCUGACCAUCGCUGUGGCUGAAAAGGUUUAGCAACACAGUUGUGGCUCCUGUUGAGUGACGUGUUAUAGAAGGUAGAAGAUGAGAAGGAGGCUGCAUCCGAUCAGACCAGAGUUGGAAGUCAUCCAAGGAGUCACAGUUUUGGGCUCCAGGCGACCCGCCAUCUCACAGUUUGGCGAAGGUCUGCACUCGCUGAGUGCCUUUCUACUUCGAUGAGUUUACUGCCAGCAAUAAUGAAGAAUGGAAAGCGAAAGUAAAUGCUGAGUCACUCAUUUUAUGAGUCAAUGAGUCAAUAAUGAUAAAAGAUUAACCGUAGAAAUACAAGAAAUGCAAGUAUUUAUGAGUAGAACAUAUAUUGAGAGUCAUUCAAGAGGCUUCUAUCAAAGAUUGUUGCCACAUGUUUCUAGUUCGGUUCUGAUUUUUUCAUGACACAAAAUGAAAUCCCUUGGGGCCGACAGCUGCAGUCAAAGGGCCAAAUGUGGCUCCGGCCCCUGUCUUCGUGGAGGUUUUUAGUGUGGUGUAGUUUCACUAACGUUUGACCUCUAAACUGUCUGGAUCUCCACGUUGUACUGGGAAGAUGAAUCAGCGGAGGAUCGGCCAGGCAAAGGUCAACACUCCAGUCACAACCUGGGUUUCACUCUCUCAACGCACCACCAGUUUUUCCUCUUGUGCUUGUGCUGGACUGUCCAGGUCUGAUUUUCCAAAGUUGUAAACACAUUGGAAUGAAACUAUGACAAAAGUUUGGAAAGCCCAGAGAAAGUCAGAAUUUUGGGCGCGUUGCUUCAGUGUCUCUCACUCCAUCUGUUCCUGGUUUAUUCUCCCAUUCAUCCUUGAUAUCAUAUAUGACCUCAUGGAUGCCCUGGACACCUCCAGCAUUCAUGUCCGACUCAAGGCCAGAGUUGGUCCCAGUCGUGCUUUCAUGUGCUGAGAGCUGAGGAGAAGAGGCGGCCUGGAGUCUGUGGUGAGGACCUUUGUGUUUAGACCUGUUGAGACUCCCUGUUGAAUCUGUUCCAGCCAGCAGGUCUUGUUCAGCCCGUAACUAAGACUUUGGCCCCUUGCAUCACUGAGUUUGAGACUUGAGAGCUCUCAGUCUUCUCUGCUGUCUGAGCCCAGAGUGAACUGUCAAACCACCUUUGAACUGUUGCUCGCCUCCAUUGUUGUGGUUUAUCUUGGUUCCUGAAGCUGAGGUCAGCACAUCUCAGCUGCGUGGGUGCUGUCCUAUGUUCAGUAUAUGCAGGAUGAGGUGGACCUGAAACUGAUCACUGAGGAACUAGGUCUUUCACAGCCAUGUGACCGUGUGGAUGGGUUUGCUUUUCCAAGUCGAGAUUUGAAGGUGCGACUCACAAGAAUCCUGGUUCUGUGGAUCAGAUGGUGAGCAUCUUCAGCCUCCCUCUCCAUCAACAACAACCUUCUCAGCUGAGUCUCCCUCCCGUCACAUCGAUGCGGUCAGCACAAAUGUCAGUGGCUGUGGUGAAGCCCAUCAGACGCUGCCGCUCUGCGGCUCAUGAUCGCUCUCUCUCUCACACAUUAAUAACUGGUAAUUCAGUGGGAGCCUCUUCACUGGGAGGUUGUUUUGACGUCUCCAAGUUAUGACUGAGACUGAAAGGUUACGCAGGAACACACCUCGGCUCUUAGCUGCCAUGGAGACCCAGGGUGUAUUUCUACCUGCCAUCCAUCAUGGCUGACACCUCACUGCCGAGCCUCGUUCAGCCGUUUACACCUCUCUUGUUUUAGGAUCAGAGCCAGGACUCGAGUCAAAGAGAAGGGUCUUCAGCCACUGAGACACAUUUAGUCAGUCAGCAGGGUUCAGACUGACGGACGAGUCUGUUGCAACAGGCCUCACUCAGAUUUGAUUUAUAUACCUCUCUCUCUCUCUCUCUCUCUCUCUCUCUCUGGGAAAUGUAGGAACAAAACUGUAUUUCUAAGCUCAUUCAUUUCAAAAGACAAACAAAUGGACAACGGAAAAAUGCCACUGUUGAAGUCAAUAAAAGCUUUAAAGCCGUUUAAAUGGAGCAUUUCUGUCUUGGGUCAGAUGACUGCAGGUAGUGAUGGGCCGAUGAGGCUUCAUGAAACAGUGUCCUCAUUUCAGAGCCCACCAGAUGGUGCUCUCUCCUCUAAAGUCAUUGGAUUUGACCAACCAUUUCAAUGAAACUUCACCUUGUUUUUAAACCCACAGCGCCACCUACUGAGCUCUAAAAGUAAGGUCACUGUUUCAAGAAGCCUCACUGUCCCAUCACUAAUUCCAGCUAAAGAGCCCCACACUUUGAGUCAUGUCAUGGUCAACAGUGAUGUUUGAUCAAUAAUAAGUUGGAGGAUCACGUCAGUCUGUGGUAAACCCCAGACCCAUGGGACGCUCCACAGCUCACUACCACUAACAGUCUUCAUCAUUUGCUCCAGACCGAAGAGCAACAGCCGCUGCACUGACUGAACCAUGAAACCUGAGCUCCGCUUCAUGCUGUUCAGCUGCAACAGUGACUAAGAGAUUCAGCUGAGAGCAACUGUGGCUCAGCCACCAACCACAUGCUCUUCUCUCUCUCUCGCGCCGGAGAACAGAGCCCCUGGAAAGCUCUGCUCUGUGGACCUCACUGACUGUGCUCCCAACAUGG
Molecule: messenger RNA, 7687 nt
Organism: Synchiropus splendidus (mandarinfish)
Lineage: Eukaryota; Metazoa; Chordata; Actinopteri; Syngnathiformes; Callionymidae
Gene: prkd2
Product: protein kinase D2
Exons: 18
Coding region: 17-2929 (970 amino acids)
Biological process (GO): protein phosphorylation
Molecular function (GO): protein serine/threonine kinase activity; ATP binding
Source: RefSeq, a predicted model, not a curated record